Molecule: messenger RNA, 2493 nt
Organism: Salmo salar (Atlantic salmon)
Lineage: Eukaryota; Metazoa; Chordata; Actinopteri; Salmoniformes; Salmonidae
Gene: mlkl
Product: Mixed lineage kinase domain-like protein
Biological process (GO): cell surface receptor signaling pathway; protein phosphorylation; necroptotic signaling pathway
Molecular function (GO): protein kinase activity; ATP binding
Source: RefSeq, marked provisional
AGUCACAGCACCAACAACAGUCUCUCAAGCCAUGGACAUCAUAGAUCCCAUCUUGGGCAUAGCGGAGAAGCUUUACUCUCUAUGUGGGGAAGUGAAAGCCAAUAAGAAGCGCUGUCAGCGUUUGGCCCAGCGCAUAAAAGCCUUGGAAGAGCUGGUGAGAGAAGUCAAGGUGAAGGGACUGGGGCAAAAGCCUUCCCUUGUGAAGAAUGUCCUAUGUGAGCUCAAACUCACCCUGGAAAAUGCCCAGGACGUGGUUAAGAAAUACGCCUGCGCCAGCUACCUGGAGCGCAUCCUGAAGGCCUACGACCAGGGAGAUGAUUUUGGGAGUUUAAAUGAGCGUCUGAAUGAUGCGGCUCAGGGGCUGUCGCUAGCCCUGCAGGUGGAUCAGAGUGACAAGCUAGUUCAGGAGGCUCGAGAGACAACACGAUGGAGAGAGGAUGAGGCUGACAGGAAGAGUGAUCACCUGGAGCUGCAGAAAUUGCUACGGUCUCUGGCAGAGGACACAAAGCAAAGUGUGGACACAGUGCACGAGAAAGUGGACUCCACCGAAAAAGAUGUGAAAGACAUCAAAGCCAUGUUGGAAACCUUAAUGAAGCCCAGUAUUUUUCAUGAAGACAUCAGAGAGAUCAAGCCAGAGGAGCUGAUCUACGAUGUGCCCAAAGAGCCCUUCAUCAAAAAUGACAACUUUGAAAUAUUCAAAGGAGAGUACAACAAAUUCACAGUGGCCAUCAAAAGAUACGCCUACUCAAGGAGCACAAGCCUGAGUCAGGUGAGAAGCAUCUUUAAAAAGGAAGUGGAGACUAUGAAACGCUUUGAGUCACCAAACAUCCUGCGAAUGUUUGGGAUCUGUGUCCAGGAAGAGAACGGACCCAAUCCAAACUUCCUCAUUGUCAUGGAGUUUUGUGAGAAGGGCAGUCUGAGAGAGGUUCUGGAUUCCCAAAGGAAGCUACCCUGGGACAGAAAGGCUCGCAUGAGUCUGGGUGCAGCACGGGGCCUCUACAGAUUGCACCAGUCAGAGGAGAAGUUUAAAGUGCAUGGAUGCAUCAACAGCAGCAUGUUCCUGGUAGAUGCUGGGUACAGAGUGAAGCUGGGAGGUUUUGAGCUGGCCAAAACUGAGACGUCAUUGAAGAGGACUAAGGAUAGCAGUAGAAGCUCUUUCUACUACAGCUCCCCUCAGCAGCUUGAGAGUAUUAAUCAUAAAUACAACAAGGAAUGUGAGAUGUACAGUUUUGGCAUUGUCCUUUGGGAGAUUGCAACCCGCGAGAUUCCCUUCAGAGACUGCUCACACAACGAUGUGUAUCAGAAGGUGUGUAAAGACAAAUAUACUGAACCUCUUCCUAAAGACUGCCCUAAACAGUUGGGGGAACUGAUCAACGACUGCCGCUCCUAUGACAGCUUCCAAAGGCCAACGGCAGGAGUGUUAGUGGACAAGCUCCGCAAAGUGGUUGAGCAGCUAGAGGAGGACUAACAAACAGAGGUUUCCAUCCCCAGAGUACUCCCCCGAAAAGAGGACAAGCAAGACCGGUUAUCAACCCCAGGUCAAAGGAAGACCAAUUUACUGUCUCAUUCUUUAUGGGAUUUAAAAUAACUUCUGGAUCGGUGUCCCAUCCAUGGGACGGUUGAGCUAAUGUAGGCUAAUGCGAUUAGCAUGAGGUUGUAAGUAACAAGACAAUUUCCCAGGACAUAGACAUAUCUGAUAUUGUCAGAAAGCAUAAAUUCUUGUUAAUCUAACUGCACUGGCCGAUUUACAGUAGCUAUUACAGUGAAAGAAUACCAUGCUAUUGUUUGAGGCGAGUGCACAAUUUUGAACAUGAAAAGUUAUUAAUAAACAAAUUUGGCACAUUUCGGCACUCUUGAUACUUAAUUUUGAACAGAAACGCAAUGAUUCAUUGGCUCAGUCUGAAACUUUGUACAUGCACUGCUACAUACAAAAUCUAAAUUGCACGUGAUGGCCUUUCUCUUGCAUUUCAAAGAUGAUAGUACAAAAACAUACAAAACUUUUUCUUCGUAUUAUCUUUUACCAGAUCUAAUGUGUUAUUCUCCUACAUUCCUUUCACAUUUCCACAAACUUAAGUGUUGCCUUUGAAAUGGUAUCAAGAAUAUGCAUAUCCUUGCUUCAGUGCCUGAGCUACAGGCAGUUAGAUUUGGGUAUGUCAUUUUAGGUGAAAAUUCACUUGGAAAACCAAGAAAAAAACAGCAAUAGUACUGUUUGUCCAUUUUGAGACGCUAUAGUCAGUAUAAACUUCUGUCACCUCUACUGGCGCUCGACGUCGCCAGUUUACUAACCACCAGUCCUGGCAACCCAUCUUUACACACACCAGGCAAACCUCAUUACGCACACCUGCAUCUCAUCAGUCACACCUGGACUUCAUUACUCACCCUUUUUAUAUAGUAAUCUUCUGUUAAUAGUCGUCAGGUAGUAUUGUUUAUGUUUCCAUGUCAGGUGCUUCUCUUGUUUUGUAUUGUUCAUUAUUAUUAAACUCAUUAACUGCA